This is a messenger RNA of Penaeus chinensis, 1062 nucleotides long. Its product is annotated as epoxide hydrolase 4-like. NCBI's taxonomy places the organism in Eukaryota, Metazoa, Arthropoda, Malacostraca, Decapoda, Penaeidae. Gene Ontology annotation, molecular function: hydrolase activity. The record is from RefSeq and is a predicted model, not a curated record.
GUACAUGUUCUUUCUCCGGCUGCCGGUAUUGCCCGAAAUCGCAGCCCAGGCUAAUGAUUCAGGCCUUAUUGACAAAAUGUUUCAGCCUUUAGUAAAAAACAAAUCAGUUACAGAAGAAGAAAUUGAAGCCUACAAAUUCAUAUUUUCCAGAAGAGAGGAUUGGAUCGGACCUUUGCACCACCUACGCCAACUUAACGUUAGUAGGGUGAGCAACAUUGAGGCGCAACCAGGAGUGAUUACAAAGCCAACGUUGCUGGUGAUGGGUGACAGCGAUCCUUUACUGCCCCUCGAUACAGCUUACAAAUCCGCAGAAUACGUAGAGCGCAUCUCUAUCAAGCCUUUGCCUGGAACUGGGUAUUCCGCCCAUGUGAGCCACGCAGCUUCUCUCAACCAAAUGAUCGGGGAGUUCUUGCGGGAGAUGCCAUGGAGGCCAUUGUCGCUUCUCGAACCUUCGCAGCCUUCUCUAGUUGGGAGGGUUAUGGGAGCCAGCUUGGCUGUGAUGUCUAAUACCUUUAGCAGAACGACCGAAGCCUUGGAGAUGACCCGUGCUCUUCAGGGGGAUCUGUAUGGAAUGGCUCAAGCUUCGCUGAAAGUGGCGGGAUCUAGUUUAGGCAUAGGUGACAUGUAGUGAUCUGUUUAUGCCUCAGAAUGAUGUUUAGAUAAUUAUUUGCAGAAAAUUACAUCUUAUAUGUGUCACUUUACGGGGAAUUAAAUCCAUUUCUGUGUAAUGAUAUUCUAGGAAGCUCAGAUAAAUAAAAUGGCUUUGUUUUCACUUUGUAUGUGAGUAUACCGAUUUAUUUGGAUAUACAAAGAAAAUGUCUUGCCCACUAAGCUAUCCUGUGCUUUUCACAAACAUUAUGUACAUUAGAACAGCCCCCAUGUGGCGCUGGUGUUUUCUAUCCAGUUCUUAACAAAAUUUUACUGUACCCUACAAUAAUUAUUGCCUAAAUUUUUAUUAUUAUUAUUAUUUUAAUGUUACUGUUUUUGUUGUAAUAAUUAUAAUCAUUAAUAAUAAUCAUAAUUAUAUUUAUCAUAAUUUUAACUAUUAGCAGUAAUAGUAGU